AUUCCUUUGAUCAUAAAAUUUACAUAUUCUAUUUAUUUUCUGAUCUCGAUAAUUUUUAAUUUCACUAAUUUCUUUUCUAACAUUUUGUUCUAAUUUUGAUAAUUCAAGCUAUCUAUCUUCGUUUUCGCAAACCCUGAAAACCUUCUUUUAUUAAUUAAAAAUAUGGAAUCUGCGGUUGUUUCUGUUUUGGACUCGUUGAUUAAAUCCGAAGAAGUAAAGGGAGUACUAAUAGCAGAUGAGCAUGGUUUGUGCCUAGGAGCAAAAGGAAUAGUAAAUCCAAAUUCAGCAGGAUUCAUAUCAGCAAUUGCAACACAUGCAAAAUCUUUACAUGAUGAUCCAAAUAUACAAGCUCCUAUUAUAAAAAUUGAGACUGAGAAGUUGACUAUUUUAAUUCAAAAUAAUGGAAAUUAUACAUUAGCUGUAUUUAAGUAAAUAUUUUAUUUCUAUAAAUUUAAUUAAUAAAUUUUAGUUAUUUAAAAUCAUUUUCUUAUAGAUAUUAAAAACAUUAAUUUUAUAUUUGUUAAAUACAAUAAUUUUAGAUAAAUAAUUAAUAUUAUAAAAUUUACAUUUUUAUAAAUAAAUCCAAU
Molecule: messenger RNA, 587 nt
Organism: Rhizophagus irregularis DAOM 181602=DAOM 197198
Lineage: Eukaryota; Fungi; Glomeromycota; Glomeromycetes; Glomerales; Glomeraceae
Source: RefSeq, a predicted model, not a curated record